Molecule: messenger RNA, 2617 nt
Organism: Drosophila ananassae
Lineage: Eukaryota; Metazoa; Arthropoda; Insecta; Diptera; Drosophilidae
Exons: 4
Coding region: 125-1882 (585 amino acids)
Source: RefSeq, a predicted model, not a curated record
CGGUCGUUUUCCAACACUGCCUUGUAAGCACAACAAAAGAAUUUCGCAACACCAGCAGAACUUUUUCGCUGCAAUUACAUUCCUUCAGAAAAAGAAAGGUGUUAAAAGGGAUUUCUAAUUCAAAAUGAGUUCAACUCGCUUUGCGCGCACUGGACGCGUGCGUCUCUGCAUUCUGAUGAGCAUGUUCCUGGUGCUCAUAAUGAUGAUUGUUAUUUACCAAAUGUCCCAGCACCAAUUGGACGAGAGCCGCGCCUUUCAGGAGGGUCUCAGUGUACAAAUGCAAUCGUUGACUGCCGAAAAGCUAACCGCCGAGAAACGUAUGAGCCUGCUGCGCACAGAGAAGAUGAGCCUGCAGGAGAAGUACGAAGGUCAGUUGGCAGAGGCGGCCCAAAAGCAGCAGGAAACGGAGCGGGCCCUUCAGGAGAAGUUUGAGGGUCAGUUGGAAAAGCACAAGCUACUAGAGAUCAAGUACGCUGAUCUAGAGGCUGAGUGCGUCAAUAGCAAGAAGAAACACAUCGCCGACACGAAUACCUUCGACCAGAAAUUGCAGAAAUUGCUGGCCGACGUUCACAAGGACAAGGCCAUCAAAGAGCAAGAAGUGGCCGGCUGGAAGGAAAAACUGGAGAAACUGCAACGCGAUUCAGAGCGCAAGAUACACGCCCUGGAAAGUUCACUGACGGAAUUCAAAGCUAACUGCCAUUACGUACCCAAAGUACAACCUGCAGAGGCACCGGCUCAUGGCCACCAGGACUCACAACCACAGCAACAGCUAAACAAGCCGGCCGAGCAAACUCCUACCACGCACCACUCAAGCCCUGGUCAAGUGGCCCAUAGCAUUGAGAAGCCACGAAACGAGAAGUCUUUCGACGCCCAAGUGCAAGUGAGUGACGGCCUCUACAGGAUUGGCGGCGGGGUAAAUCUGCUAGAAACUAACCCAAAACAAAACCAAACAACUUCAGCUACUAACAACACAACAAAGGGCCUUGGUGGCGGGAUUAUGGAACAAGAGCCGCAGAAAGAGCAGCAGCCACUGCUGCCCUUCGCUGUGCGCAACAAUCAUAGCCUGAUACUAAACUCUGUUGAAAACUUUCAGAUUGUCCCGAAGGUGUUGAGCGAGAAGCAGCAGCAAGAGGAGCCUCAGUUGGCCGACGGCCAGGUGUCACCCCUGAGUGCUCCGCGCAAGAGCAGUACUCCGGCUCCGAAUGCCUCGGUGGCACCCAAGAUAGUGAGCAGCAGCAGUAGUGGGCUCCCACCGCUGGCUGUUCCGCCCGCAAAGCCAGAGCGCAAACUACCCGAGAACGUGGCGCCCAUUCCUGACAACUUCGAGGACACCAAGGUAGAUGGUAAAGGGGAUGCCGUCGACGUGGACACCGCUGCCGAGGAGCUGCCUAAGAACGAGAACAACAAUCGCUAUGCAAAUGCUGUAAAUGAUCUGGAGAACAAUCGAAACUUGGGCGUGGCGCCUAAGCCGCUCGAGGACUCGGGCGCACAUGAAGUCAAAGACGCGUUGAACGAGCCCAGUUUUAAUCUACCGGCAGCCGGAGGUGGCCAGAACCUUUUCGAUGGCGAAUUGCCAGCGCCUGGUCCCGGUCCAGUGCCCGAUGAGCCGGCCAAGCAAAUGGCAGAUCAACUGGCAGCAGGAGGUGCGGGUGGCGGUGAAGGAGUGGAAGGCGACGAUGACGACGAUGUGGGGGAUGUGGCGGUGAAGCAGCCGCAGCACUUGCUUGAAAACGACAAUCUGAACAACGAGAUCAUGGCUGAUCAGGGAAAGGAAUUUCCCGAGGGUAUUCAUUUGGAGGACGGCAUGGAUGAAGAUCCGGAUGAGGAUGACUACUCCAAUGCAGCGGCACGGAAGAAGGGAGGCGAGGCCGUUAGAAACUAAACUGUGUAAUAUUUUAUGAUUCAUAGAUGAUUCCACGACGGGAUUGUGAGAAAAGAAGUAACCCAGACCCCUUAUUGAAUAUAUUUUGAGUUGGAGAAAACUCUAUGCCCUAAUGAAAACCAUUCGAUGGAAAUUUGAAUGUGUAUUAUAAUGAAAGUUAGAAGAAAUCGAUAUAAGAAGCUGCCCUAAGCUGCAUAGUUUAUAAGUAAGAUUAAAGCUCAUGACCACCACUCCAUAUUUCUCCAAAACGCAACUGGAUACCCGACGGAAAUACUCUGAGAUGGGGCUGAGAGGCCCGAGGCAGAAAGUUCAUUGAAUGAACCGAUUUAAUAUUAAGACUGGCUCGGUUCAGCUUUACACGAAUAGUUGUCGCAAAGAUAUAGCUAACCUAUUUUGAUCUAAAGUAUAUUUGCAAUAAUUUUUAUAAUCAAAUAUCGACAAUUUCAUCACAAAACUCUCGCGCUCAUAUCGAAGAUCGACUCUUGCGGUUCCGUUCCGUACAAUAUUAUUUUGUACUUGGUUUUCUGUGAUAAAAAUAACUCGCUGCACUGCAUUUGGGCAAUGUUGCCUGUGUUUUUGUCGCCGCAUUUGCUUUCGAAUGCUCUCCACUCAUUUCGCUAGAGAUUAGGUAGCCACUUAAGCCAUGAUUGUACACACACACUACACACUAGCAGUCGGAAACACACACAAACUUUAUUGGUAAUGAUAAUAAUAAACUUAAUGCAUAAAUGUUAA